Messenger RNA from Hirsutella rhossiliensis, 2565 nucleotides. RefSeq names its product fungal specific transcription factor domain-containing protein. Gene Ontology annotation, molecular function: zinc ion binding; DNA-binding transcription factor activity, RNA polymerase II-specific; DNA binding. The coding region runs from base 1 to 2565 and encodes 854 amino acids. The transcript has 4 exons. Gene Ontology annotation, biological process: DNA-templated transcription; regulation of DNA-templated transcription. The record is from RefSeq and is a predicted model, not a curated record. NCBI's taxonomy places the organism in Eukaryota, Fungi, Ascomycota, Sordariomycetes, Hypocreales, Ophiocordycipitaceae.
AUGCCGACCCAGUCUCACGUCGACGCUUCUGCAAAGCCAUAUUUGGCGCCCGUCAAGAAAAGAAUUGGCCGGGCGUGUGAUCGAUGUAACCAACUGCGGAUGAAAUGCGACGGGGUCCACCCCUGUUCUCGCUGUGUCGAGCAGAAGCUCAGCUGCGAGUACAAGCGCGAAAAGAAGACGCGCGGCAAGGCGCCCCGAAAAAUGCUCGCCGAAAGCGCCGCUGGUCACAGCAACCAGGCCACGCGUCACAACCUCAGCGACAUGCCGGAAUCAUCUUCCCAUGUCGCCAACGACGCUCGGGCUGGCCCCCUGGACAUCGAACUCAGUGGCUACGGAGCUGAGCACGAAGUGCAGAGCAUUGUCAGCGUCAUAGUGAAGGGUAGUCUUGCGGAUCAGGGCCACAGCGAGCACUACCGAUACCAGAUGUCGGGCUACCAGGGGCUCGCGUUCGGGCUGUCGGCGGCCCCGUGUCCCGCUCGCUUCGACAACAACUUUGCAUUUCCAAUGGGAUACAGGCCCCUCAACGGAUAUCCCAUGGCCAUUCCGUCUCUUUCUCCUGUCUUGGGCAGCAUGGCCAUGUCCCCAAUGCCCCCCAAGUGCCGCUAUCCUGUUCUCGAACCCCUGAUCCCUCACCUGGGGAGUGCAAUCUCCGUCUCCCUGGCCUGCAACCUGCUCGACAUCUACUUCUCCUCGUCAUCGGCCCAGAUGCAUCCCACGUCGCCGUACGUGCUGGGCUUACUUUUCCGCAGGAGUGCAAUUUUGCAUCCGACCUGCCCGAGGAGAUGCAAGCCAGCACUCCUCGCCAGCAUGCUAUGGGUGACUGCUCAGGCGAGCGACGCUCCCUUACGGACGAGCUCGUCGUCUACCCGGAGAAAUAUUCGCCAGACUCUGCUGGGCCUCGCCGUGCGGCUCCUCAAGCCACUGAUUGAUAACGCCGCGGCGGGGAAGGCGCCCCUGGGAGCAGCAGCAACGGCGGAAUCAGCGGCAACAGCGGCAACUGUGGCAGAUGCGGGAAUCGGGGUUGUCCAUGUGGAUGUCGCCGCCCUGAUGAGAGAUGCCGAUCUUGACGCUGCUGGGGCCGCCGGGCAGCUCGACGACGUCGCGACGUACAUACACCUGGCCACGGUCUUUUCUGUGAGCGAGCACAGCGAUGUGGGUCUUCAGUGGUGGAUCGCUGCCUGGUCCCUGGCCCGAGAGCUCAAGCUUGGCCAAGAGCUGCCUCUUGGUGAGCCACGCCCUAGAUCCAGCAAGAAAAGAGAGGCAGCCGAGCACGAGGGCUUCGACGAGUGCGAUAUAAGCCGAGGCAUUCCCGGAUUUAUCACUGAGGAAGGGAGGGAAGAACGGAGAAGGGUUUGGUGGAUGGUCUACAUGGUCGACCGGCACCUGGCGCUCUCCCACAACAGACGUCUGAUCCUCCUCGAUGUCGAGUGCGAGAACCUCCUCCAGCCCAUGAGCGACAUAGCCUGGCAGAAAGGUGACUUUGAGGGCUUCACCAAGCCCAACCCUGGCUCAGGUGCGCCGAGUACCGUUUCACAUGGCGCGAGCUUGUCUCGAUUUGAGUGCAGCGACCAUGGCAUCUUUGGAUACUUCUUGCCGGCCAUGACGAUACUAGGCUAUAUUGUCGACUUGCACCAUGCAAAGAGCCCUCCCGGGUUUGUCGUCGGCUUCCGGGAUGGCCACGAGCUUGACAGCAAGACGCGAGAGAUUGAUCGACACCUCGACGUCUACGGGCGGAGCCUGAAAGUGUUCGAGGAGCGCUACGUGCGCAGGGCUGCGGAAUGCGUUGACGAGGGAGAACAAAGUCGCAAGUUGAGGGGGCUCUCGAGCACGAUGACCGAGGGCGAGAUCAAGGCUCGCAUCGUCCUCGCCUACGCCACUCACAUCAUGCACGUGCUACAUAUCCUGACUUUUGACAAAUGGGAUCCCGUAAGCCUCCUCGACGAUAAGGACUUUUGGAUCUCGUCGCAAAGCUUCAUCACAGCCACGACCCACGCCGUUUCGGCGGCCAACGCCGUAAGCCAGAUGCUCGAAUACGACCCGGGCCUCGAGUUUAUGCCCUUUUUCUUUGGAAUCUACCUCCUGCAGGGAUCUCUGUUGUUCCCCUUGGUUGCAGACAAGCUUCAGCGCGAGACCUCACACAGUGUUGUCGGGGCUUGCGAAGUAAUCGUGCGAGCCCAUGAGAUAUGCGUCUUGACACUCAGCACAGAGUACCAGCGCAACUUUGGCAAGGUCAUGCGCGGCGCCUUGGCCGUUUUGCGAGGUCACGUCCCUCAGCAGUUUUUAGAGCAGUGGCAGCAGCGUUGGGGAGAGCUUCUAGGGCUGUACCGAUGGACGGGCGACGGAGGGACCCCGAUAUCUGCAUACACGGGAACCAAGUAUCCUCACAAGCAGUCGUUUCGCAUGGAAGCUUAUGCCGAGGACGCCAAGAUGUACGACGGCGUCAAGUAUGAGCGGAAGUCGACCGGGCCGUUUACGGGAAAGUUCGUGUCGCAGGGCAGCAUCGUUCAUAUUGACAGCGAGGACUAUGUCGAGCAUCGUGUUCUAACCAAGCCAUUCUUUUUAUAA